GGUGCUAACAUCACUGGUGGUCUGUACAGCUGUGACAUCACCACUGAAACAGAUGACUGUAACCGGAUUGAAUUUGACAACGAUGCUGAUCUGCGUUCAGAGAGUAAGGAGAAUCAGUGGAUGGGAGUGACUGUGGAGAGUCAGGGACCUGGUGGAAAGAUUGUGACAUGUGCUCACCGGUACCAGCGACGGCUGUUUGUAAACACAUCGCAGGAGUCACGGGACAUCACUGGCCGCUGCUACGUACUCAGUCAGGACUUUAGCAUUGACACCCAGUCAGAUGAGGAUGGAGGGAACUGGAAGUUCUGUGAAGGUCGUACCAGAGGACACGAGAGGUUCGGGGCAUGUCAGCAGGGACUGGCUGCUACCUUUACCAAAGACUACCAUUAUGUCAUCUUUGGAGCCCCUGGAGCUUAUAAUUGGAAAGGCAUUGUACGAGCAGAGCAGAAAAACAACACUCUACUGGAAAUGGGCUUUUACGAUGAUGGCCCAUAUGAAGUUGGGGAUGAAAGCCGUCUGGAUCCAGACCUGGUGCCUGUACCUGCUAACAGUUACUUAGGUUUCUCGCUGGAUUCUGGUCACAGCAUCUCUGAGAAGGGCAAACUGAUUGUAGUGUCUGGAGCUCCAAGAGCCAAUCACAGUGGGGCAGUGAUCCUGCUGAAGAAAGAGAGUGAGGUGUCUACCAUGUUGUCCACAGAGUAUAUUCUGGAGGGACCCGGACUGGCAUCCUCUUUCGGAUAUGAUGUAGCAGUUGUGGAUCUGAAUGGAGAUGGAUGGCAGGAUAUAGUGGUGGGAGCUCCUCAGUUCUUCCAGAGAGAUGGUGAAGUCGGGGGAGCAGUCUAUGUCUACAUUAACAAGGCCGGGAGGUGGAAUGCUGUUGUCCCCACCCGUCUCAAUGGAACUAAAGACUCAAUGUUUGGACUGGCAGUGAAAAAUAUUGGAGACAUCAAUUUGGAUUCCUAUGAAGACAUUGCAGUGGGUGCUCCCUAUGCGGAUGGAGGCUUUGGUAUAGUCUACAUAUAUCAUGGAUCAGCUAGUGGCAUAAACACCAAACCAGCACAGAUUCUGGAAGGAAGGCAUCAUGGAAUAAAAAUGUUUGGCUAUUCACUGGCUGGGAAAAUGGAUUUGGAUGAUAACUCCUACCCAGAUCUUGCAGUUGGAUCUCUGUCUGACGCUGCAUUUGUUUAUAGGUCCAGACCAGUUAUCAGUAUAAAAAAGGAAAUCAAGGUUACACCAAAGGAAAUCGACCUGACAAAGAAAACAUGUGGCAACAGUAUUUGCUUAACUGUUGAAACCUGCUUUACCUAUAAAGCAAAUCCUGCUACGUACAAUCCCAGACUCUUUAUUUCCUACCUGGUGGAGACAGAGACACACCGUAGAAAGCAGGGUUUACCCUCUAGAGUAUCCUUUGUGGAUAACAAGGACUUCCGGUCUACAGGCACACUGGAGCUGAGAGGCCAGAAUAAGAAAGUCUGUUACAAGACCAAACUGAAACUUCAGGAAAACAUCAAGGAUAAGCUAAGAGCGAUCCCUGUUGAGGUAUCUGUUGCUAUUAAAGGUGCUAAAAGAGGGAAAAGUCAUAGCUCACUACCAGAGCUGGUGCCAGUGUUGGACUCCAAUGUACCCAACAAGACCAGCACUGAGGUACAGUUCCUAAAAGAGGGGUGUGGUACUGACAACAUCUGUCAAAGUAAUCUGCAGCUUCAAUACAAAUUCUGUUACAAAGAGUCUAACCAGGAUGUCUUUCCUCCAUUACCGAUGAAGAAUGGUAUUGCUGUGGUAUCUUUGAGUGACCAGAAGGACAUUGCCGUAGAGGUCACUGUGACAAACAAGAAUGGAGAUGAUGCUCAUGAAGCCAAACUUGUAGGCUCAUUCGGUGAUUCACUUUCAUAUUCUGGAUUCAGAUCUCAGAGAAGCACAGACAAGCAUGUGAUCUGUGCAGCCAAUCAAAAUGGCUCGCAAGUGGAUUGUGAGUUGGGGAACCCUUUCAAAAGAGACUCUGAGGUCACAUUUUACAUUAUUCUGAGCACUGCUAGGAUUUUCUUUGACACCACUGAGAUUGAGGUUGACCUUCAGCUGGAGACAACUAGUCUGCAGGGAGGCUUGGGAAAAGUAAAAGCUAAAGCUAAAGUAGUGAUUGAGCUUCUGCUGUCUGUACAAGGGACUGCCCGACCAUCUCAGGUAUAUUUUGGAGGGAACGUUAGAGGAGCAAGUGCCAUGAAAUCGGAGGAGGAAGUUGGCAGUUUGAUUGAAUAUGAAUUCAGGGUAAUAAAUUUGGGCAAGCCAUUGAAAUCGUUUGGCACAGCCUCUCUUGACAUCCAGUGGCCCAAAGAAAGUGCAGUGGGAAAAUAUCUGCUUUACCUGGUGAACAUAAAAUCUAAAGAGCUGCAGCAGAUCUCCUGCACACCUGAGGCAGAGAUCAACCAUCUUAAACUGACUGAAGAAUCUAGUUUCUCCAGGAGGAAACGUGAGGUAGAGGAAAGAAAGACGUCAGAAGAAAGCAAAAUAUCACUUUUUACAGACCAAAGAAAACACAAAACCCUGUCGUGUGCUACUGCAAAAUGUGUGGAAAUCAAGUGCCCCCUGCAGGGAUUAGACAGUAGUGCACACAUUGUUCUGAGAUCACGCCUUUGGAACUCUACGUUCCUAGAAGAUUAUGCUUCCUAUAAAUACCUCGAUCUAUUAGUGAAAGCCUCAAUCAGUCUUGAUUUUGCUGCCAAGAACAUUGUGCUGAAGAAUCCUGAGACACAGGUGAGGCUGACUGUAUUUCCUGAAAGUACAGUGGCACACUAUGGUGGUGUUCCGUGGUGGAUCAUUCUGGUGGCUGUACUAGCCGGAAUAAUAAUGCUGGCUCUUCUAGUGCUUCUACUGUGGAAGUGUGGAUUUUUUAAACGUUCCAAAUACGAUGACAGCAUUCCCAAGUACCAUGCUGUAAGGAUUCGUAAGGAGACACGUCCCUUUUCUGAUGAGAGUGUCAUGUUUGAUCCCUUUGAGAAGAAACAGUGGAUGACUGUUUGGAGUGAAAAUGAGAGUUACUCCUGA
Molecule: messenger RNA, 3042 nt
Organism: Trichomycterus rosablanca
Lineage: Eukaryota; Metazoa; Chordata; Actinopteri; Siluriformes; Trichomycteridae
Gene: itga6a
Product: integrin, alpha 6a
Exons: 24
Coding region: 121-3042 (973 amino acids)
Biological process (GO): cell-matrix adhesion; cell adhesion mediated by integrin; leukocyte migration
Cellular component (GO): integrin complex; external side of plasma membrane
Molecular function (GO): integrin binding
Source: RefSeq, a predicted model, not a curated record